Messenger RNA from Oryzias melastigma (Indian medaka), 1326 nucleotides. RefSeq lists its product as uncharacterized. Gene Ontology annotation, molecular function: ubiquitin-protein transferase activity. NCBI's taxonomy places the organism in Eukaryota, Metazoa, Chordata, Actinopteri, Beloniformes, Adrianichthyidae. The record is from RefSeq and is a predicted model, not a curated record.
UAUAAAAUAAACUUUACAUGUUUUAGGUAAAUUCCAAUAAAGAAGAUUGCUGUGUUAUUUAGCAUAGAAAUAGCUUCUAAAAUUGAUUAACACAAAGGCAGUCAAAAUUAUCUGAACCUUUCAAAGAGAUUGCAUCAUCGUCAUCAUACAAAGCGAUGUUACUGUUUGUAAACUUGUACUUUCAAUUACAUUGGCAUUUGGACUCAGAGAUAUGUUUUCUUGAUUCUUGUUUGACUCAGACAACACUGGCAGAACUCUCCUUUUCAAUGGAACUGACGAUCACAAGGUCCCAUCUACCUCCAGAGCCCUGUUAGAUGGGGAUCUUUUCCGAGUGGUUGGGCGUGCUAUGGGACAUUCCUUCAUUCACGGAGGUCCUUGCUUCACUGGACUGAGCCCAUCAAUGACACAGAUGAUUGUUGGAAGUGAUGAGGGGUGUGCUGUCAUGGAGCUUUCAGACUGCCCGGAUACAGAUGUUGUUGAUGUAGUAUCUCUAGUAAGUAUUUGUUGAAGCAGCUUUUCUGCCUUGUUUUGACACAGCUGUUUUUAUUUUCUAUCAUGCAAAUGUUUACUUUGUAUUGCACACAGCAAGCAAAAACUGUAUAACUGAUGUAAAAUUGUCUUGGUCUAUUAAUUGUAGCUUGAGAGUGAGAAGGAACUUACUCCAGAGGAGAAAUGUGAAGUUAACAACUUGGCUGUCAGCUGGGAUCUUCCUCUCAUGACUGACAACAACAGGAGGUGGUUAGCUGAGAAACUGCUACAUCAUGCGGUAUGAAAAUUAAAAUUAAGUACAUGUUUUUUUUGUUUUUUUUUACAAUUAUUUUUGUAGCAACAAACGGAUACUUUGCAAACUCUUCAUCAUUGUAGAUCAUUGCAAGGAGACGAACACAAAUUAAACAAAUAUGGAAAGGGUUAAAGGACAGUGGUGUUUUCUGCAUGAUUAAAGAGCGGCCUGCCCUGGCAUCAAUCCUUUUCCCAAGAUCUGAAGACCAAAUUAUGUAUUCAGAGACUAUCUUAAAAAGGAUCAUCUGGCCAAUGCCUGACAGUGAGGAUGAGGAUGAUCACUGCAGCAUGGAGGAGGCAUGCCUUGUCACAGGCUUUUUGAGAAACUACAUAGAAAAUGGGUCUUCUCAGGAACUACAGCAACUCCUGAAAUUUUGGACAGGAUGGUGCAUACCCCCCCAGCAGCUGUAUGUAGAAGUUUCUCCUGACAUUGGCAUGCCUGUAGCCUCAACCUGCAUGACAACACUGAAACUGCCUCAGAAGUGUCCAACUUAUCAAGCAUUCAAAGACAACCUUGAGGCAGCUGUUAAAAGUACAUGUUUUGGA